AUGAAUUUAUCUACCAGUUACGUUCUUCAGCUUUACUUAUUAUUCCAACUUUGUCUCACUAAAGUUAACGGUAACCAAGUUGUGGGUGAUGUGUUGUAUACCCAUUCCGGACUCGACUCCAAGAUAAUUGUUAGGGAAGUACGCGAGGGAAAUGUUCCAUUGGAUUUGAAGAUUGGCGAUGUGGUCAAGAAGGACAACUUCAACUUUAUUGUCAAUUUGGAUGCAGUCGAGUAUAUCCACAAUCAAAAACUAGGAGCAAGUGAAGCAAAACAGGCGGACAAGUCUUUGAUUCAGUUGGCUCAGAGGUAUAUCCCACCAGAAAGCUUGGCUUCAACCUCAAUCACAGAGCGACUCUUUACUGGGGUAGCCAACUUGAUUGCGCCAUAUGUUGGCAAUGGUGUCCGUUUUAUCUUUAACAACAUCGUUUUCAGAUAUAUUAAGUACGCUUACUUUUGGGCUUACCACAUUUCAAAAUACACAAUAAAAGUCACUGGGUUGUAUCUUGAUACAGUUGACACUCCUCAAAAGUGUUUUUACGGUUUAGAUUGGAUCGAAACUCAAGCGCAUGGGAUUUAUUUGGUUGGAUGGGAAACUUUUACUUUGCAUAAUAAUUGUCAAGAAACAAUUAGUUCGAAAUCCAUUGAAACUAUACUUUUACAAGCGCAUUCAUUCACCGACGAGGAGAGCCAUUGCGAAUUUUACAAGAAUGACGCAAACGGAGACUCCGGUGAGUGGUAUGCUGACAUCCGCACCUUAACGAGUGUCUCAGAGGGAAACAUUUGGGACUUGAAGUGUCCCAACUCUCCAGCAGACAAUAAAAAGGAAUCACUUUUGACUACAAUUAUGACCUUUUUCAAAACUGUCACAUAA
This is a messenger RNA of Lodderomyces theae, 870 nucleotides long. RefSeq lists its product as uncharacterized. NCBI's taxonomy places the organism in Eukaryota, Fungi, Ascomycota, Pichiomycetes, Serinales, Debaryomycetaceae. The coding region runs from base 1 to 870 and encodes 289 amino acids. The record is from RefSeq and is a predicted model, not a curated record. The transcript has a single exon.